Messenger RNA from Aspergillus nidulans FGSC A4, 1347 nucleotides. Its product is annotated as DUF2252 domain-containing protein. The record is from RefSeq and is a predicted model, not a curated record. Bases 1 to 1347 code for a protein of 448 amino acids. The transcript has a single exon. NCBI's taxonomy places the organism in Eukaryota, Fungi, Ascomycota, Eurotiomycetes, Eurotiales, Aspergillaceae.
AUGGGAUCCAACGCGACUUCCACCGAGCAGCGAGGUGAAGAGAUUCUCCAUGUCUUCUCCAAAGCAUUUGGCGACCUCCUUGCUGCAGACCCGGCCGCCUUCCAGGUCAAGUUCAGGAAGAUGGCCGCCUCAGCGUUUGCCUUUUACCGCGGUACGGCAUGUCUCUUCUACCAUGACCUCGAGGCGCAGACGCAGAACGACGUUUUUCUGGAUGAGCAGUCCAGUCGCAUCUGGAUCCAUGGCGAUCUGCAUGCAGAGAACUUUGGCACCUAUAUGGACUCCCAUGGCCGACUGAUCUUCAACGUCAACGACUUUGACGAAGCCUACGUAGGCCCUUUCACCUGGGAUGUCAAACGGUUCGCGGCAUCGAUUGCCCUGAUCGGGUAUGCAAAAGCCCUCAGCGACCAGCAGAUCAGCCGGCUUGUGAGGACCUACGCCGUGGCGUACCGUGAGCGUAUCCUUACCCUCGCCGGCAACGACACCCAGGAGGUCCGACGGUUUACUCUCGAUACGGCUAAGGGUCCCCUGCUUGAUGCACUGCGCAAUGCCAGAAUGCAGACGCGGGUUGCCCUGCUAGACUCUCAGACAGAGAUUCACGACUACGAACGCCAGUUUACACUCGGCGGCGGCGCUAUCAAGCUCGAUGAUGUAACGAGAGACAAAGUAAUUGCCGCGUUUCACAAGUACCUGCAGACACUUCCGCACGUGAAACCGGAGUCGAGCGCCUACCGGGUCAAGGACGUUGUCGGCCGCCGUGGGGUGGGAAUCGGAUCAGCCGGUCUCCCCUCCUACAAUAUCCUCCUGGAGGGUAAGAGCGAGGCGAUCGAGAACGAUGUAAUCAUAUUCAUGAAGCAGUCCAUACCCGCUGCAGUAUCUGCGCACGUCUCCAACGCCGCCGCAGCAAAUUACUUUCUCCACGAAGGCCACCGGACCGUCAUCUCACAACGUGCCCUGCAGGCAUGCGCAGACCCAUGGCUCGGCUGGACGGAGAUUGACGGCGUGGGACAGCUCGUUGCAGAAGUCUCCCCGUAUGCUGUUGAUCUGGACUGGUCCGAAAUCAACGAAGUGACGGAGAUGGCUGCUGUAGUGGCUGAUCUUGGACGCGCGACGGCAAUGAUGCAUGCAGCAGGGGAUGACGAUAAGGUACACUCGGCGCUAGUACCGUUCUCGCCAGAGCAGGCCAUUGAUGCUGCCAUCACCGCUGCGGGUGGUGACGAGGUCUUUGCAAACGCUUUGGUGGAUUUUGCCCAUGAAUAUGGAGCUCAGGCCAGAAGCGAUCAUCAGAUCUUUGUAGACCUGUUUCGGAAUGGGCAAAUUCCGGGUUUGAAAGUCGACGAUGAGGAAUGA